Molecule: messenger RNA, 2049 nt
Organism: Syngnathus typhle (broad-nosed pipefish)
Lineage: Eukaryota; Metazoa; Chordata; Actinopteri; Syngnathiformes; Syngnathidae
Gene: ehd3
Product: EH-domain containing 3
Exons: 8
Coding region: 478-1836 (452 amino acids)
Biological process (GO): endocytosis; endosomal transport
Cellular component (GO): plasma membrane; cytoplasm
Molecular function (GO): GTP binding; protein binding; calcium ion binding
Source: RefSeq, a predicted model, not a curated record
CUCGUUCUUAUCUAGGACCAUCUGAAAGGCAAAGGGGGUUCCGUGUUUUGCAUUCCAUAAGCGAGCUGUCAGCGGCGGCACCGCCAGGCACCCCACGCUCCUCAGCGAGGUGUGUGCGCUUAGAUGGGGGCGUCCUGACGUCUGUUAACACUUUAAAGAAACAAUCCAAAUUUCCAGCGGCCCCAAGUCACAUGCCGCCUCAGGGCGAGAUUGCCUCGGAAAAGGGGCUGCUCGCUCGCUCGCUCACGCUCACCCUCCACAAUCUGGAGGCCAUUUUGACGCGCAGGUGUCAAAGUUGACAGGCCAAAGCGCGGAUGACGCAGCAAAUUCUUUGGACUGCUCCCGACUCAUGGAUCAUUAAGCAGACAGGUUAGUCAGGUCGCGGGUGCCAAGCGAGAGAGAAGAUUCCGUUUUCUCGGCGUGGCCAUAAGGAGCCCGAGCGGACUUUGCUACCUAUUGGAGCAGGAUUUUCCCGGCAUGCGCAUCGGGCCCGAGCCCACCACCGAUUCCUUUAUCGCCGUGAUGCACGGCGACACGGAGGGCAUGAUCCCUGGCAACGCCCUGGUGGUGGACCCCAAGAAACCCUUCCGGAAGCUCAACGCUUUUGGGAACGCCUUCCUCAACAGGUUUGUGUGCGCCCAGCUGACCAACCCGGUGUUGGAGAGCAUCAGUGUGAUCGACACGCCGGGGAUCCUGUCGGGGGAGAAACAGAGAAUCAGUCGAGGCUACGACUUUGCGGCCGUCCUGGAGUGGUUUGCCGAGCGCGUGGACCGGAUCAUCCUGCUCUUCGACGCUCACAAACUGGACAUUUCCGACGAGUUUUCCGAGGUGAUAAAGGCGCUGAAGAACCACGAGGACAAGAUCAGGGUGGUGCUGAACAAGGCCGACCAGAUCGAGACUCAGCAGCUGAUGCGAGUGUACGGCGCGCUCAUGUGGUCACUGGGGAAAAUCGUCAACACGCCGGAGGUGAUCCGCGUGUACAUCGGCUCCUUUUGGUCGCACCCGCUGCUGAUAGCCGACAACAGGAAGCUGUUUGAGGCCGAGGAGCAGGACCUGUUCAAGGACAUCCAGUCGCUGCCGCGGAACGCCGCGCUCCGGAAGCUCAACGAUCUCAUCAAGCGGGCCAGGCUAGCAAAGGUUCACGCCUACAUCAUCAGCUCCCUGAAGAAGGAGAUGCCGGCGGUGUUUGGCAGGGAGAACAAGAAGAAGGAGCUUAUCGCCAGCCUGGGCGACAUCUACAAGCGCAUCGAGCGGGAACAUCAGAUAUCGCCUGGAGAUUUUCCAAAUCUGAAGCGGAUGCAGGACCAGCUGCAAGGUCAGGACCUGACCAAGUUCCAGCCCCUCAAGUCCAAGCUGCUGGAGGCGGCGGACGACAUGCUGGCCCACGACAUCGCCGGGCUGAUGGUGCUGGUGCGCCAGGAGGAGACGCGGCGGCCGGCGGCGGCCGUCAAGGGCGGCGCCUUCGACGGCACCCUCCACGGGCCCUUCAACCACGGCUACGGGGAGGGCGCCGGCGAGGGCAUCGACGAGGCCGACUGGGUGGUGGCGCGCGACAAGCCGGCCUACGACGAGAUUUUCUACACGCUGUCGCCCGUCGACGGCAAGGUGACGGGCGCCAACGCCAAGCGGGAGAUGCUCAAGUCCAAGCUGCCCAACUCGGUGCUGGGCAAGAUCUGGAAGCUGGCCGACAUCGACAAGGACGGCAUGCUGGACGACGACGAGUUUGCGCUGGCCAACCACCUCAUCAAAGUCAAGCUGGAGGGACACGAGCUGCCCGCCGACCUGCCGGCGCAUCUCCUGCCUCCUUCCAAGAGGAAACCCAUUGCAGAGUGCUAAAGCGAAGCGAAGCUAGCUGCGAAGCUAGCUACGCCCCGCUAGCAUUCAAAACAUCGUUGAAAUUGUCCCGUGUCUCAUUUCAUAAAAAGCUAUGGAAGUUGUACAUGGUGAAAUAAAAGUGCGAGCGACCAUCCUAUUCAUGUACAGUCCAGCGUGUCAAUGAACACGUUACCCGUCUAAUUUUAUUUUGAUUAAAAACACAAAAAAGAUCAA